Molecule: messenger RNA, 762 nt
Organism: Sus scrofa (pig)
Lineage: Eukaryota; Metazoa; Chordata; Mammalia; Artiodactyla; Suidae
Product: C-C motif chemokine 23
Biological process (GO): cell chemotaxis; chemokine-mediated signaling pathway; positive regulation of GTPase activity
Cellular component (GO): extracellular region
Molecular function (GO): CCR chemokine receptor binding; chemokine activity
Source: RefSeq, a predicted model, not a curated record
UUCCUGGUUCUCCUCUUCUUAUAAAUACAAAGGCAGAGCUGGGAUCUUGGGGCAUCAGAGAGCCCAGGAGUGCUCAGGCUGGCACAGUCUGCCCACCGAGAAGAUGAAGACCUCGAUUGCUGCCCUCUCCGUCCUCAUCCUUGCCGCCCAGGCUGCGAUGGAUCUGGCCAUGAUGAAGAACGUGAAGCAACAUUCAAUACUGUCUCAUGGAGGCUUUCACCGUCCUGCUGACUGCUGCUUCUCUUACACCCCACGAAAAAUCCAAUGUGUAAACAUGAAAGAUUAUACACUAACGACCAGUGAGUGCUCCAAGCCUGCUGUCAUCUUCCUCACCAAGAAGGGGCAGCGUGUCUGCACCAACCCUGAUGACGAGCAAGUUCAGAAAUGCAUGUCAGAGCUGAAGCUGACCUCCACCAUCAAGGACCUGAAAAGCAUACUGCUUAAGAAGGAACACUUUUGGCCCCGGCCACCUCUUGGGGAAGCCUUGGCCUGAAUUAUUUUUUAAAAAGCAGCAAUUACUGUUCUGUUCUGGUUACAAAAGCAAAGCAGAAAUAAAGAGUAUUCCACUGCACUUCCUUGAACUUUAAGAGGAAGAAGAAUCUGUAGGAGUCGCUGGACUUGGGAUGUGUGGUUUUUUCCAAAAGGAAACAUGAUGGUAUAAUUUUUUAAAGCUAAAAACAUGACAUUCCAAUACAGAUUGAAUAUGCAUCCAAGAUAUAUUUAACCUAUGAAUGAGGGAGCCAUUAAACUGAUUCAAAGAUC